GGUUGUUGUACAUUGAACAUCAUAACUUCUCCGUUUCUCUACUCCGAUUGCGAGUAUGGAAAAGUUCUUCUGUGGUUUUAUGAAAUUUGUUUACGGCAGUUCGAAACAGGACUGACCAUCUUACAGACGAGUGAGAAAUGGCGCUACUAUGUAAUGGUGUCUGAAGGCGGUUUAUCAUCUGGUGGCGGAUCUAGUCUAGAAUCAUCUGACGACUCCGAUAUUCCGGAUUCUCGUUUGGAUAAUCUUGUUGACGAUAUAAUUGGUAAACUCUCACUAUAUACAACCUGCAAACAGUCUGGGAUGACCAUAAAAAAUCGAAAAGAUAGACUUAAGUCUGAAAGAGACCCGCCAGGGACUUCUACGAAUAGUCGACAUAGUUUCGGCUAUAAGCCGUAUCCUUAUAGCGAAGAACGUAAAGAUAUUCUCUCUCAUCGUAAUAGACACCGCUGUUCUCACCACGAACCCAACAUUAAUCAAGAUAUUGAAGCUCCCCACUCACCCUUGACCUACCCAUUCCCUAUUGAUGCAUCCAUUUUCCCUUCUCAUGGGGCCUUCACCCAUCCCCAACGUUUAGUAUCUCAGCAGCAUGAGUCCCUUAACGCUGGCGAAUGCAGACCACAUGUACGAGAAAAUAAGUCGAACCAGGUAAUACCUCAACCCAAUGUGGUAGAUGACGCCUCUGGCAACAACAGUGAGGAUGAAUAUUAUUUCGGGAAGCAAGGCCGAAGGGGUUCACCCACCCAGCCUGCAGAUGAUUGUCUUGAACGGUUGCUAGCAGAAAAGAAAGGGUGGAAGUUAAUCAAGGUGGGAUCUGAUGGUGCUUGUUUGUUUCGUAGUGUUUGUAGGUUAUUAUUCUUUAAUUUAGAUUUUACAGCUCAUCAAAUAUUCGGUGAUGAAGAGAAGCACGAUCUAGUUCGUUCGCAGGUUAUAGAUUACAUGGUGAAAAACAAGGAGCACUUUUCACAGUAUUUGACAGAGGACUUCGAUCAUUAUAUAUCACGCAAGAGAGAUGCUUCUUGUUACGGAAAUCAUGUGGAGAUCCAGGCUAUCGCAGAACUAUACAACAGACCUGUCGAAAUAUACCAUGGUUCGGUGGAACCCAUCAAUGUUUUUCAUGCUGACUAUUCUAAAGAGUUUCCUAUCAGACUAAGCUACCAUGGACGUGUCCACUAUAAUUCCAUAGUAGAUCCCUUCAACCCUUCAUUUGGCCACGGUCUAGGGAUGCCUAACUACCAACCCAGUUUGGCUGAACCAGACCUUAUUGCUCGUGCAAUCAGAGAGUCUGAAAGUACCCACCUUGAAGAGGCUAUGCUACGUGAUAAAUUAGCGGAAACAGAACAGGAUGCAAUUAAUCGGUGUAUUGAAGACCAAGCUGUCAGGGAAUCUUAUUUCGAUUAUUUCAAUCAGAUCUCAGUACCGAAGGUAAGGGAUUCAGCUAACUCUCUUUCCACACCCGGCCAUCUGGACCUACAUGGUGAUCAGCGGGAAGUAACAUUAACCUCCGGAUUCCCUACAGGUUUGGCAAGAAGUUUCGACGUGGCAUCUUCAUCAAAAGCCGCAGUUCCCGAUUCAAAACAGUACAGAAAUCCAGCAAAUGAACCGCUACCUAGUUCAUCUCAUUCUCAAACUGAUUUGGGUUCGCGUCAUAUCCCGCCCAAUAUGCUAGGAAUGGAGGAAGAUGAUUUGGUUGCUAUGGUUAUGGAACAGUCCAGACGUGAAUACCUUGAAAGUAUGCGUAAUAAACAAAAACCUCAUUUUACUGCCAGUCGCUCUUCACCAGAAUCAACUCCUUCAAACUUCAAUGAGUGUGAAUCUUUUCAGAAAAUUGACGAAGAAUCGCCUUCCGAAAUGUCGAAUAACAAACCAGACAGAAUCCAUGAUAACCCUGCUAAUUUAAAUGACAGUUACUAGAUAGUUUUUCUCAAAAGUACAUUGAACGGUUGAUUCAGCAGCUAGGUGUUCCUUCCAGUUUUCAGUGAAUUCAAUGCCAUUAUUAUUUGUGAUGUAUAGACGACUGUCUUUCUCUUGUUCACUUGAUCUUGACUUUAGCGAAUAGACUGCUCAAGCACCCAAUACACUGUACUUCCACUGCUGACUUAGGUUUAUUUGUACUAAAAAUCUGUCCCAAAAGUUGCUUCCUCAGCAUCACUGUACCUUGUAAUUAUAAACUUUCGUUUACGUUAAAACACUUGUGUUGAUUUUUGAUCUUCAUUCUUUCCAAAGCUUACUGCGAUAAAAUUGUUCAUUAUGCACCUUGAGGUUCUGCCAGAAUUUGUGGUGCAUCAUUAUACCAUAUUUUUGUCAGUUUGGUGAAGCUGGAUAUCUACAUCCCUAUUUAUUUAGCCAUCUAUUAGAUUGAAAACGCUAAUGUAAUAUUUUAGAAGGUGCCUCACUUUAUUUUUCGAAUAAUUUUGUGUUAAUAAGUUCUUAAGUUGCUCCUUUGCUUGUCAUCGAUAUAUUUCUGCUAUUCACAAACUGUAUAUAAUUUAAUUGAUGCAACUGAAACACUUUGUUCAGUUGGUAAUUUACUUUGUGUUAUUUUAUCUUAAUUUUUGGUUGUUCCAGUUCUACCAAGUCCUGAUUAACUGUCGAGUAGUUUUUGAAUAGAGUUUAUUUAUGUAAAUAACAGUUAGUGUUACAUAGCUAUAAAGAAGUGGGAAUAGUGACAAGGUUUCAUUGAUGCAAUAAGGUAUCAAAAUAUGGACUGUUUCGUCCCAUUAAGUUUUAUAAACGGCAGUUUGUGUUUCAUAAGUCUUCACUACAUUCUUACAGAAUGAACUAAUAGUAUGAAAUUUAUAGUUUGUGUAAAUAUGAACAUUCAUAUGUAAAACUUAGCACUAUAAUUAUGCGAACUAACCAAUUAAUGUCGAAUCAUAAUUAAUCGCUAAAAGCUUAGGAAUCUCUCUCCCUGAGUCCCAACAUUAUUUCAUAACUGCUAUUCCUUGAAUUCAUUCCUUCCGCUUUGUAUUCCCCGAAUGUUUAGUCUUUUUAACUAUAUCUGAAGCUUUUGUUAUUUGUUUUCUU
Molecule: messenger RNA, 3024 nt
Organism: Schistosoma margrebowiei
Lineage: Eukaryota; Metazoa; Platyhelminthes; Trematoda; Strigeidida; Schistosomatidae
Source: the annotation of a GenBank genome assembly